AUGAGUACCAAAAUCGUAUCACGCAAUGGCCCAUCAGGUGGUAAAGGUGGUGGCGCUCCCAACCAAACGCUAUACAUCAAGAAUCUGCCUGACAAGGUAAAGAAGUCCGACGUCAGACUCUUAUUAUACACUCUAUUUUCUACGUAUGGUCCGGUCCUCGACGUGGUGGUUAUGAGAACGGCAAAGAUGCGAGGGCAAGGGCAUGUUGUGUUUAGGGACGUGCAAGCUAGCACCCAAGCUAUGCGAGCUCUCCAAGGCUUUGAUUUUUGCGGUAAAGAACUGGCAAUCGCGUAUGCUAAGGGAAGCUCUGAUGUGAUCAACAAGCUUCGCGGCACUUACGUCGCACCCACCACGGGCGCAAAUGCUCCAGGAGCAGUCUCAACGGAUUUGCAAAAAUCAAUAUUCAGCGCUCCUCCGUCAGCUGCCACUGCAGGUAUAAAGCGCCCCCGUGAAGAAGAGAGUGACGAGGGCGAGGCGCCUAUGGAUGAGGAUGACAGUGAUGUGCCAAUGGAGGCCUCAUCGGACGAGGAUUAA
Molecule: messenger RNA, 534 nt
Organism: Talaromyces proteolyticus
Lineage: Eukaryota; Fungi; Ascomycota; Eurotiomycetes; Eurotiales; Trichocomaceae
Exons: 3
Coding region: 1-534 (177 amino acids)
Biological process (GO): mRNA splicing, via spliceosome
Cellular component (GO): U12-type spliceosomal complex
Molecular function (GO): pre-mRNA intronic binding; U12 snRNA binding
Source: RefSeq, a predicted model, not a curated record